Messenger RNA from Moneuplotes crassus, 1808 nucleotides. NCBI's taxonomy places the organism in Eukaryota, Ciliophora, Spirotrichea, Euplotida, Euplotidae. The record is from the annotation of a GenBank genome assembly.
AUGAACAAGUUUUUGAAAUGAGCCAAUAGCAAAGUCAAUGCAAUUGACAUGUUCUCCAAACCUGUGAGCUUGACUUACCAGAAAAAAGAGAAGUUCACAACCUUCUUUGGUGGCAUUGUCACUGGGAUGUUAAUCUUAGGGUUGAUAGCAUAUGGCAUUCAGUUGUCGAUACAGAUGUUUACAAGAUCAGCUACAAGUAUGUCAAAGAAUGUCAUUAAGAGAGACCAGAUCUUGGUAUCCGAUUAUUAUAAUUUGGGAGAUGAAGAACUCAAAUUUGCAGUUUAUAUGGUAGAUGAUAAUACCGCCAAUGGGUUUACAGACCCAACUUAUUUCAAUUUGUCUGCCUAUCAAUUUAACUAUUCUAAUGAUUUCAAUUCAAGUACUUUCACUUAUAACACCACUGAAGUAGAAAUGGAUAUAUGUGGAGACAAUUUUCAAAAAGCAUCUAAAAGUAUAAAUGGAUUUAGAAAAUACUUCAAAAAAUCUACGUACUGUCCGGUGAGCCCAAAUUUCAUAGUUGGAGGCAGCAAUUUAUCGAACGAAAUGAAAGCAGUGAGAAUUGUUGUCAAGAAGUGAGUAAAUGGCACUUCGACAAUAGUAUGAAAACCUAAUAGUGAAAUUGAAGCCAAAGCAAGAGAUAUUGAUGUCACUGUCAUUGUGAGCUCGAAGUACUUUGACUUUGAUGAUUAUGACACUCCAAUCAAACAAAUUAUUGAUGAUAAGUUCUAUUUUAGGAUGUCUUCAGGUAUGAGAAAAUACGGAAGAUUGUAUGUUAAAAGGAGUACUGUGUCUCUUUCAGAUAGCAUCUUCCCAUUUAGUUCAGAAAAACAACAAUCAUUCUUGUCAAUUGACGAUUAUCAACAAGAUGGUGAGACUAGAGAUGAUACUGAUCCAUUCCUGAUGAAUUUCGAAUUCAGACAAGACCCCACUGUUGACUCGUAUGAGCGUAGAGUGUAUUCUAUUCUAGAUCUUUUUGGUCAACUCGGAGGAUUCUUUGAAGUACUCGUUAUAUUCGGUGGAGCCCUUGUUCAUUAUUUUGCAUCACAAAUGUAUAACUACUCAUUAUUCUCACAAUUGUAUUGACUUAAUGGAGCUGAUGUACACACUACAAAUGACAAAUCUCAAGUUGCUCCAAAGUCAUCAAAGAAGGAUAAAGGCACUAUCAUCACAAAAUUAAACGAGAAAGAGCAAACUCUCUUACAAACAAUUGAGUCCCGAAUCAACUCAAAACGAAGAUUCCAUUUUACAGUCGAAGACUAUUUCAAGACAUUGGUGCCAUGAUUCAAGACCAGAGCUCGCUCUGAGUUCAAAAUUCUCAGCGACAAACUUUCAGAUGAGUGAGAUCUGACAUCUGUUGUGUGUUCGAUACGGCAUCUCAAAACAUUGAUGAAACUGACUUUGAGCGAACACCAAGCACUGAUGAUGGACUUUGAUUGCAGAAGUAACUAUUUGCAUAAAGAUACCAAAGAUGGCUGAUUUACAAAGCCGAAUGACUUUCCGCAGCCUACACAAGAGCCCUUUGGAAUGGCCAAAACUAAACAAGCAGUAUUAUUGGAGAAACUAAAGAAUUUGGACUACGACAUACUUGAGAGAGAUGCCAAUAUAAUCCUUGGGAUUUCACUAAAGCAUCAGACACUGGUUGAUGAAGCUCAAAGACAAAGUCUACUUAGCAACAAUAGAUCUUCCACAAAGAAUAAAGAGGAAUCAGUUGUGGGAUUAUUUGAAGAAGAAAAGGAAAAUUCAAACCUCCAUAAAGAAUCUGAGCUAUACGAGGACAAAUAGAAAUAUCUAUGAUCAUUCAACAUGUA